This is a messenger RNA of Drechmeria coniospora, 1122 nucleotides long. RefSeq lists its product as uncharacterized. Lineage: Eukaryota; Fungi; Ascomycota; Sordariomycetes; Hypocreales; Ophiocordycipitaceae. The transcript has 4 exons. Bases 1 to 1122 code for a protein of 373 amino acids. Gene Ontology annotation, cellular component: membrane. Gene Ontology annotation, biological process: transmembrane transport. The record is from RefSeq and is a predicted model, not a curated record. Gene Ontology annotation, molecular function: transmembrane transporter activity.
AUGAGAAUCGGCUCGUGGUACUGCAUGAACGGGCUCACCUGGGUGUUUGGCAGCCUCAUCACCUACGGGCUCGCCAAGAUUGACUCCCACAUGAAGCCCUACCAGAUCAUCUUUCUCUUCUUCGGCCUCGUCACCGUCGCCGUCGCCGUCGUCAUGUUCUUCCGCAUGCCCGACUCCCCCACCGAGGCCAAGUUCCUGAGCGACGACGACAAGGUGCUCGCCAUCGAGCGCCUGCGCGGCAACCAGAUGGGCGUCAUGUCGCGCCAGUGGCGGUCGGCGCACUUUUUCGAGGCCCUCGGCGAUCCCAAGACCUGGCUCUGGUUCGUCCUCAUCUUCUGCGUCUCCGUCCCGUCCAACGGCAUCUCGACCUACGGCCCGCUCAUCGUCAACUCCUUCGUCUCCGACCCCUUCCACGCCAUGCUCUUCAACGUCCCCGUCGGCCUGUCCCACGUCGUCGCCGUCUCCUCGAGCGCCUUCCUCGCCAUGAAGUGGAAGCGAAAGGGUCCCGUCAUCGUCCUGCUCUGCGUUCCGCCCAUAAUCGGCCUCGCCAUCCUCCUGCGCUUCCCCCACGACGACCCCUCGUGCAGGCCCGUCCUGCUGGCCGGCUACUUUUGCCUGUCCACCUUUACCGGCAUCACGCCCCUCAUCUAUUCCUGGUCGUCGCAGAACACGGCGGGCGACACGAAGCGCAAGACGACGUCGGCCCUCGUCUUCGUCGGCGCGUCGGCCGGAAAUGUCGUCGGGCCCCUGCUCUUCCGUCCCGACGACGCCCCGGCCUACGCGCGAGGGACGAGCGUCAACCUCGUCCUCUUCGUCGUCGCCAUGGUCCUCGUCGCCGUCACCUCGCUCCACCUCGGACGGCUGAACCGCCGUCACGGUCGGCGCCGGGUCCUCGCCGGCAAGGAUGCCGUCGUCGCCGACGUGAGCCUGGAGACGGCCGAGGAGGCCGAGAGGAUGGAGACGCUUCGGCAAAGGCAGCGGCCGCCUGUGCAGCGCGACCAACCCGGCGGGCUCGACGGGAACGGUGACCAUCGGCCGCCCUGCAGCGGCGCGAGCAAGGCGAGCAAAUCAUUCACGGACGCCACCGACCUGGAGAAUGAAGAUUUCAUUUUCGUCUACUAA